Molecule: messenger RNA, 1242 nt
Organism: Eupeodes corollae
Lineage: Eukaryota; Metazoa; Arthropoda; Insecta; Diptera; Syrphidae
Gene: mRpL1
Product: 39S ribosomal protein L1, mitochondrial
Exons: 4
Coding region: 94-1164 (356 amino acids)
Biological process (GO): translation
Cellular component (GO): mitochondrion; large ribosomal subunit
Molecular function (GO): RNA binding; structural constituent of ribosome
Source: RefSeq, a predicted model, not a curated record
AGCAGAAGAACAAUUUACUUUUUUCAUCACCAAGUCGUUCAUUGCUGCACAUAAAUAAUUAGAAUUUAAAUAAGAAUUAUAAAAGAAAUCAAAAUGAUAACAAUAGUUUCUUUAAUGCGAUCACUGACCGUUAGGUCGCAAUUAACAAAAACCACCCGCGACUUUCAUUUAUCUGCUGUCACCGAAGCAGCCAGGAAAGGUACCCGUGAGAAGGCUCGUAAGAAGAAAGUCAAAGUAGAAGUCAAGAAAGUCGGAUUCAUUCCACACAAUCAAAGGAACAAGGGGCUUAAUCUGAGUAAAGUCAACAAACACAUCGAUGACUCGUGGAAGGCUAUUCCCAAAGAUAAUUGCUAUGUUGGUAAAUACUAUCGAUGGGCUGAAUACACUGUCGCCGAAGCAAUUCAAUGUCAUCGAGAAACUCAUCAUCCUUCAAUGUACAACGUCCCUAAUGCACCUCUCAAUGUUGAAAUUGAGUUAAAUAUGCAGGCAGAAAAGGCUAAUCGAUUUGUAGACAACUUCAAUCGCAUGGCUAUGAUCCCACACAAAUUCGAUCACGGAGAUGAAAGGAAGAUUCUUGCUUUCACAAAAGAAAAUGAUCUUAUUGCAGAAGCUAGGCAAGCUGGAGCAAGCCUUGUCGGUGGUGUAGAGCUAAUCAAAGACAUAACAAAUGGAGACCUAUUACUCACGGAUUACGAUUUCAUAAUUGCCCAUACGAACAUCCUCCCCGAACUUGUGAGUCUUCGAGGUUUGUUGAAGAGAAAGUUUCCCAAUCCACGAAGUGAAACCUUGGGAACAAAUCUCACCGAAAUGAUCAAGAAAUUUUCGGAUGGUAUUAGCUAUGCAGCCACAAAAGACGAGCAUCAACAAGAUUUUGGAAUUAUCACAACAUGUAUUGGAACGUUGGAUAUGGACGAAAAGUAUCUUGAAGAGAACCUUAUUUCGUUAUUGAAAGAUGUCAAUUCGAUGCGUCCUAAACGUGAAGGAAAAUUCAUAACACGAGUUCUUCUAAAGAGUCCUCCAAGCAGUGAACAAUUGAAAAUCAAUCCCUUCAUCUAUGUGCCUGAACAAGGAACUUUCAACAAUUCCAGGAAAACCAAAUCAACCGAACCUGUAGAAGAAGACGAUGAAUCAGAAGCAGCAGAACCUGUUCGAGCAACUAAUUAAAAGAGAAACAAAUUAAUUACAUUUAGGACAUAAAGAAGUCAGUUUAAUAUAAAUAUAUAAUUUUGUUGUUUGUUUAAA